Molecule: messenger RNA, 922 nt
Organism: Rhodamnia argentea
Lineage: Eukaryota; Viridiplantae; Streptophyta; Magnoliopsida; Myrtales; Myrtaceae
Product: coatomer subunit zeta-3
Exons: 6
Coding region: 125-679 (184 amino acids)
Biological process (GO): intracellular protein transport; retrograde vesicle-mediated transport, Golgi to endoplasmic reticulum; intra-Golgi vesicle-mediated transport
Cellular component (GO): COPI vesicle coat
Source: RefSeq, a predicted model, not a curated record
AAACGACGUGCCGUACUAGAACCAGAUCUCCGAUCUAAAAAGCGAAAAAUAUGAACUCGUAAUCGAGCACGAACAGUUUCGCAGUUUCGCCAAAAUCUCUUCCUGAUCGCAAACCCACGCAUCCAUGGCGCAUUUCUCAUCUUCUCGCGACUUGUGCCCUUUGGUGAAGAACAUUCUUCUGCUGGAUUCUGAAGGAAAACGUGUUGCAGUCAAAUAUUACUCAGAUGAUUGGGCCACAAAUAGUGCUAAAUUAGCCUUUGAGAAAUCUGUCUUCACCAAAACUUUGAAGACAAAUGCUAGGACAGAAGCGGAGAUCGCAAUGUUCGAAAAUAACAUUGUCGUCUACAAAUUCGUACAAGACUUGCACUUUUUUGUGACUGGAAGUGAUGAUGACAAUGAGCUGAUUUUAGCUUCAGUACUUCAAGGUUUUUUUGAUGCAGUUGCCCUUAUUCUGAGAAAUAAUGUUGACAAAAAUGAAGCACUCGAGAAUCUAGAUCUUAUUCUUCUUUGCAUUGACGAGAUUGUCGAUGGAGGGAUGAUCCUUGAAACAGAUGCCAGUACCAUAGCUGGAAAAGUUGCAUCCCACAGCAUUGAUGCUGCUGCCCCAUUGUCUGAGCAGACUUUAACCCAAGCAUUGGCUACAGCUCGCGAACAUAUCACAAGAUCCCUCCUCACAUGAUUUUUCUCCUUGUAAUUGGUGAUAAGUAUGCUGCUUCUCUUUUUAGUUUUUAUCCCCCCUACCAAAGAAAAAAAUAUUUUUGCAUGACGAUUAAGUUGUUUUAACAGCCAUUGGUUGAUUGGGCAAUGAGAUUUGUGUAAUUCUGGUUGGUGCAGAUCUCCUAUUGAAAUAAUUAGCAUCUAUUGGAGUUUUCUUGUGGGUUUCGUUACGAAAAUUCUAGUGACACAAAACUCUUUGGUUAUU